CAAGAGAGAGUAAAAGAUGUGCAAAGGAGUUGAGAAAAAAGAAGAGAGAAGAAGCGACGAUGGAGGAUGCCAAAGACUAUGCACGGAGGGUCCUAGAGCUCCGGUGAGCUGUGAGCUUUGCGGCGAGAACGCCACCGUGUAUUGUGAGGCAGACGCGGCUUUCCUUUGUAGGAAAUGUGAUCGAUGGGUCCAUUCUGCUAAUUUUCUUGCUCGGAGACAUCUCCGGCGCGUGAUCUGCACGACCUGUCAGAAGUUAACUCGUCAAUGUCUUGUCGGUGAUAAUUUUAAUGUCGUUUUACCGGAGAUAAGGACGAUGGCAAGGGUUGAAGAAGAUGGUAGUGAAUACAAAGUCCCCUUUGUGUUUCUCUGAUUUUUUGUUUUGUUUUGUUCUCGUAAUUAAGAUUAAAUCUUGGU
This is a messenger RNA of Arabidopsis arenosa, 414 nucleotides long. NCBI's taxonomy places the organism in Eukaryota, Viridiplantae, Streptophyta, Magnoliopsida, Brassicales, Brassicaceae. The record is from the annotation of a GenBank genome assembly.